GACUAGAACUUUAUGAACCCGUGCGAGAGUUGCACUCGGCCAUUUCCACGUGAAACUUGUAGGGGGACGAGUCCAAACCAGUGUGUGAGGGGGAGCUCGGUGGUGCGGGUACAGGUGUUGGGUGAUCAGAGCGGCUGCAUUCGCUUCAUUUUAGCCCUUUUCUGGAUGUGCCAAGUCCUUCUCCCCGCGCCUUUAGGAGGGGGGAAGAGAAAAGGGGGCGGACAUGUCUCACUUGUUUUGGAGAGUGUAUAGGAAAGUGUAUAGGGGUGCGAGGGUGCCUGCCGCAAUGAAGGGGACGCCGAUUGCUUGUUUUAUGAAUGGAAUAUGUUGAGGCCCGUUUCUCCACAUCUAUAAAGAGACAAAGUCCAAGUUCCCAAAGUAACUGCAUGUUCCUUUGCUUCACGUCACUGCAGGCAACUCCAGCUGCUGCAGAACUGCUCCUCCUAGCAUGCUGGGAAGUGGAGUCCUACUACAGCUGAAGUGGAACAGGAGAUUUGUUCCUAAAGUUAAAGGACUGCACCCAGAUGACAGAAUGACACUACUAGACAUUUAUACCCUAAGUUGUAGUAGCUUGUCAUCUUCUUGGCUUUAUUUUAAUUCUUUGGAACGAUACAACUUUCUGGUCGAUCGCUCUCUUACCUGCCCUGUUAUGAACUGGUUGCUAAGGUCUCUUUAACGCACGUUUACCUUUUAUAGGUGUGCAAAGUGCAUGUUUUUUUUAAUAGGUGAAUUUGCCCUUUAAUUAUAAGCAAGCAUGUAUAGUCAGAAUUUCCAUCCUGUGGUUUCAGCCGCGCUCUAUUUUUACUGUUAGGAGGAUCUAGCUGGUGGUGAUGAACAGCUUCGGAAGUGCUGUGGCUUGUUUAAAGAGCUAUUUAUGUCCCUUUCCUCCUGUCCCCAAGUUAAAAGCCAUACCCCCCCUCCUUAAUUCGCAGUCUGAUCACACACUCAGUCUCUUAAUAGGGUUUUCAGAGACCUCUCGGAGAGCUGGGGGCUGGGGUGGGGAAGGCAGGCAGGAGAAAUUUACACACAGGCUUGCAGUCCACAGCACAUUAUGCAUGGGGCCCAGGAACAGAACUGGAAAGCAGGAUUUCAGAUGUGUUCUCAGCCCACUGGUGUGAAAACUCUUCAGAGUACUGAUGGAGACGAGAGUACAAAAUGGCAACGUAUCCCAGCCUUUGCUCCCGGCUCGGCGUGAGACUGACCCACGGGAAAUCCUGACCCAACAAGUUCACGUUUUGUCUUUGGAACAAAUAAGAGCCAUAAGAAACACUAAUGAAUAUACAGAAGGGCCCACAGUGGCUCCUCGCCCUGUGAUUAAAUCUGCUCCACGUCCGACUACCCAACAGAAAAAUGAAAGAACACACGUGGUAAAUGAGCAGCAACCUUUUGUCAGGAGUCCACAUCCACCAAUGCAUUCCUUGUCUCAGGCACCUUUGUCUCGAUCAGUUGGUACAGUCGUUUCAUCUUCUCGGAGCAAUACAAGGACAAAUAGCAGUUCUUCAGAGCAAAGGCUUCUUGCGCCACCAUUUACAUCUUCAGGAUUGGUUGCAGACCGAAUAAUUAGAGUACAGCCCAAACCUGAGCUGAAAUCUGACAUUUUAAAGCCCUCUAGUAAAGAGGAAUUGGGCUUACAUUCAUUAAGGUGUGAGGAUUGUGGGAAAUGUAAGUGCCAAGAAUGCACUUAUCCAAGGACUCUCCCAUCUUGUUGGAUUUGUGACAAGCAGUGCCUUUGCUCAGCCCAGGAAGUAGUUGACUAUGGAACUUGUGCUUGCUGUGUGAAGUGCCUUUUCUAUCACUGUUCAAAUGAUGACGAGGAUAAUUGUGCAGACAACCCAUGUUCAUGCAGUCAGUCCCACUGCUGCUCUCGAUGGUCUGCUAUCGGUGUCAUGGCCUUGUUCUUGCCGUGUUUGUGGUGUUACCUUCCAGCCAAGGGUUGCCUUAAAUUGUGCCAGGGCUGUUACGAUCGUGUCAAUAGACCUGGAUGUCGAUGCAAAAGAUCAAACACAGUCUGCCUUAAAGUUCCACACCUUCAGCCCCGGAACUUAGAAAAACCAACAUAGCACAGGUGAAUGGAUGUUUAAAAAGAACAUAAUAACUUCCUUUUAACACUCAUGCAACCAUCUUGUUACAUUUAGGAAAAAGCUUUGGGAUAGGAUUACCUGUUUGCGGUGGAAUACUUAUGCGUCAGCGGAUUUAGCCUUAAUAGAGACCCUCUAAUAAAGCUUGCAGUAGGAUUGUGUUCUGUGACAAUUAUUGUGUAAGCUAUCACAGCACAGACACUCCUAUGUACAAUUGUAUUCUUUGUGAAUAGUACUUGGAACAUUUGUAAAAUUUACAAAUGGCUUUUUUUUUUUUUUUUGUCAGAGAUAUUAUGUUAUAUUUUUGUACAUAAACCAUAUUUACAACUGUGAAAAAAGUGCCAUUUUUUUAUGGCAAAGUCACAAAAUUUACUAAUGUACAUUCAAAAGAAUGUGAAUCAAUCAGUAUGGUUAGAUUGUCCUUCGCCUUAUGGAACUUUAAUAUUACCAGACUUCUAUUCUUUGGAUCUUAUGUAUAUUGUACAGUUACACUGUAAGAUUCAGCCUUUAUUUUCUAAUGUUUCAAUAUUGUUUAGUGUAAAGUAUAUUUAUUUGAAGUUUUAUUAUUUUAUAAAGAGAAAUAUUUAUUUUAUGAAGCAUCUUACAAAAGUCUCCCCUUUUUAUGAUGUCAGUUUCUACAAAUCGGGGGUGACUGAGACAUAUGUUCACUAUAAAAUAGAAAAUAUAUUAACGUCUGAAAAUGAAA
This is a messenger RNA of Xenopus laevis (African clawed frog), 2784 nucleotides long. It is a transcript of the gene spry2.L, whose product is annotated as sprouty RTK signaling antagonist 2 L homeolog. The coding region runs from base 1137 to 2060 and encodes 307 amino acids. The transcript has 2 exons. The record is from RefSeq and is a predicted model, not a curated record. Gene Ontology annotation, cellular component: cytosol; membrane; cytoplasm. NCBI's taxonomy places the organism in Eukaryota, Metazoa, Chordata, Amphibia, Anura, Pipidae. Gene Ontology annotation, biological process: regulation of signal transduction; animal organ development; negative regulation of fibroblast growth factor receptor signaling pathway.